AUGCCACCUCUACCCUCACUUUAUACACCUGCGCAGCUACUAAUUGUGUGUUUGUUCCUCGGUAGGCUCAAGGAUCCAUCGACGAAAUAUAGAGCCUUCAAGCCGCUCAACCUCCCUGAUAGACAAUGGCCCUCUAAGACCAUUACCAAGCCUCCACGGUGGCUUUCAACCGACUUGCGCGAUGGCAACCAGAGCCUUGUCGACCCCAUGGACGGCGACCAAAAAUGGACGUACUUUAAGAUGCUGGUAGAACUAGGGUACAAAGAGAUCGAGGUCUCAUUCCCCUCAGCCUCGCAGACCGACUUCGACUUUACAAGACGACUUGUCGAGACUCCUGGUGUGGUGCCCGAUGAUGUCUGGCUCCAAGUGCUGUCACCCUGUCGGGAAGAGCUGAUCAAGCGAACGGUCGAGUCUCUCAAAGGCGCGAAGAAGGCCCUCCUACACAUUUAUCUCGCCACCAGCGAAUGCUUCCAACGCAUAGUGUUUGGCAUGACGGAGGACCAAAGUCUCGAAUUGGCUGUUAAGUGCACGAGAUACGCGCGGUCAAUCACCAAGGACGACCCUUCCCAAGCUGGUACUGAAUGGGCUUUUGAAUUCAGUCCUGAGACCUUCUCCGACUCCAGGCCAGAAUUUGUGAUUAGGGUAUGCGAGGCGGUUAAGGAGGCUUGGGAGCCAACGGCGGAGAAUCCGAUCAUCUUCAAUCUUCCAGAGCGAUUUGUCGUUGUUAACUCUAAAAUUGCAGCCACGGUGGAGGUAUCGACGCCGAACGUCUAUGCGGACCAAGUCGAAUAUUUCUGCAAAAAUAUGACAGAGAGGGAAAAGAUUUGUGUUUCGCUCCAUCCGCACAAUGACCGAGGUUGUGCAAUUGCAGCGGCAGAGUUGGCCCAGAUGGCUGGCGCAGACCGAGUCGAGGGAUGUCUCUUUGGAAAUGGCGAGAGAACAGGAAAUGUUGAUCUUGUUACGCUUGCCCUGAACCUUUACACACAAGGCAUUCAUCCUAACAUCGACUUCUCUGAUCUCAACCGUGUCAUCGACGUGGUGGAAGUUAGCAACAAGAUACCGGUUCAUCCUCGGGCCCCGUAUGGUGGCUCUCUCGUGGUGUGUGCCUUUAGCGGCUCCCAUCAAGAUGCCAUCAAGAAAGGCUUCCAGGUGCGCAAGAAGGCCGGGCACUCCGACAAGGAUCUUUGGCAGCUACCAUACCUUCCUCUCGAUCCACAGGAUAUUGGUCGCACAUACGAAGCAAUUAUCCGCGUCAACUCCCAGAGCGGCAAGGGUGGAGCAGCUUGGAUCAUUCUCCGCAACCUUGAUCUUGACCUCCCCCGCGGCUUACAAGUUGCGUUUAGUAAUAUUGUUCAGAAACGAGCAGAUGAGGUUGGUCGCGAACUCUUGUCUGCCGAGAUCCAGGAUCUAUUUGAGCGAACCUACUUCCUCAAAGAAAACCCAAGAUUCACCCUGGUGGACUACACAAUUAGCACUGAUCGGUCUGUUUCGCCAGCACCUCCCGAGCCGGGUAAGACACUAGACACCAAGAACAUGAAGAGAAUAUUCGAGGGCGUCAUAUCUAUCGACGGAAAAGAACAUAAGCUCAAGGGCAGUGGUAAUGGCUCGAUUUCCAGCUUGGCCAACGCCUUGUCGUCUAUUGGGAUUGAGCUUGAUGUUGCCGACUAUAAAGAGCAUGCUAUUGGUGGCGGCAGGGAUGUCAAGGCCGCCUCCUAUAUCGAAUGCACCGCCGCAGGCUCGCCUCACAAGGUUUGGGGAGUUGGUGUACACGAGGAUGUGGUGCAGAGUUCUUUGAUUGCUUUGUUGAGUGCUGCUAGCAACUUUAUUACAAGCCGGCCAAACACGCCGUUGCUCCUCCGAAACAAACACGGGCCGACGCUCAGCCAGGACCUAGGCCUUGUUAAUGGCAGUCCAAAGAGCAAUGGAAACCUUUCGAUGCCGAAGCCAAGCGCGGUGCCUAUGAGUGGAUCCGAUGCUGUGAGAAUUUUGGAGGAAAAUACAAAACUUGCAGAGUCGUAG
Molecule: messenger RNA, 2019 nt
Organism: Venustampulla echinocandica
Lineage: Eukaryota; Fungi; Ascomycota; Leotiomycetes; Helotiales; Pleuroascaceae
Product: 2-isopropylmalate synthase
Exons: 4
Coding region: 1-2019 (672 amino acids)
Biological process (GO): L-leucine biosynthetic process
Cellular component (GO): mitochondrion
Molecular function (GO): 2-isopropylmalate synthase activity
Source: RefSeq, a predicted model, not a curated record